GAGGCUGGGGCUGUUCGUCUGGAUCCCUCGUAGCACGUGGCGCGCGGAUUUGGCGUGGGGGCUUCUGAGCGGCUUGCGAGGCGGAAACCCACGGAGAGGCGGUUGGGUCGGCCGCGGGUAUAACCGUCUCUGUGCGGUUCCUGUCCCAGCGCCGGGUGGGCGGCCUCCGCGGGCGCCGAGGCUCUGCGCGCGUCCGUCAUGGACUACCGGCGGCUGCUGAUGAGUCGGGUGGUCCCUGGGCAGUUCGACGACGCGGACUCUUCGGACAGUGAAAACCUUGACUUGAAGACAAUCAAAGAAGAAGAUGACUUUGUAUUUGAAGACCUUCAAAGUAAUGUGAAUGAGAAGAUGGGUGAAGGUGAGAUAGAAGAUGAGGAGGAGGAAGAGGAUUAUGAUGAUGACGAUGAUUGGGACUGGGAUGAUGGUGUUGGAAAACUUACCAAAGGUUAUACCUUGAAUGGAGGUAGUAACCCACAGGCAAAUCGACAGACUUCCAACUGCAGUUCGGCCAAAAUGUCUACUCCAGCAGACAAGGUCUUACGGAAAUUUGAGAAUAAAAUUAAUCUAGAUAAGCUAAAUGUUACUGAUUCUGUCAUAAAUAAAGUCACUGAAAAGUCUAGACAAAAGGAAGCAGAUAUGUAUCGCAUCAAAGAUAAGGCGGACAGAGCAACUGUGGAACAGGUGUUGGAUCCCAGAACACGAAUGAUUUUAUUCAAGAUGUUGACUAGAGGAAUUAUAUCAGAGAUAAAUGGCUGCAUUAGCACAGGAAAAGAAGCUAACGUAUACCAUGCUAGUACAACAAAUGGAGAGAGCAGAGCGAUCAAAAUUUAUAAAACUUCUAUUUUGGUGUUCAAAGAUCGGGAUAAGUAUGUAAGUGGGGAAUUCAGAUUUCGUCAUGGCUAUUGUAAAGGAAACCCCAGAAAAAUGGUGAAAACUUGGGCAGAGAAAGAAAUGAGAAACUUAAUCAGGCUAAACACAGCCAAGAUCCCAUGCCCAGAACCUAUCGUGCUGAGAAGUCAUGUUCUUGUCAUGGGUUUCAUUGGUAAGGAUGACAUGCCAGCGCCACUCUUGAAAAACAUCCAGUUAUCAGAAUCCAAGGCUCGGGAGUUGUAUCUGCAGGUCAUUCAGUACAUGAGAAGGAUGUAUCAGGAUGCCAGGCUUGUCCAUGCAGAUCUCAGUGAAUUUAACAUGCUGUACCACAGUGGAGGUGUGCACAUCAUUGACGUUUCUCAGUCCGUGGAACAUGACCACCCACACGCCUUGGAGUUCUUGAGAAAAGAUUGUGCCAAUGUCAACGAUUUCUUUUUGAAGCACGGUGUUGCUGUGAUGACUGUGCGGGAGCUCUUUGAAUUUGUCACAGAUCCCUCAAUUACACGUGAGAACAUGGAUGCUUAUCUCUCAAAGGCCAUGGAAAUAGCAUCUCAAAGGACCAAAGAAGAAAGGUCCAGCCAAGAUCAUGUGGAUGAAGAGGUGUUUAAGCGAGCAUAUAUUCCUAGAACCUUGAAUGAAGUAAAAAAUUAUGAGAGGGAUAUGGAUAUAAUGAUGAAAUUGAAGGAAGAGGACAUGGCCAUGAAUGCCCAACAAGACAAUAUUCUAUACCAAACUGUAACAGGAUUGAAGAAAGAUUUGUCAGGAGUUCAGAAGGUUCCUGAACUUCUAGAAAAUCAAGUUAAGGAAAAGACUUGUUCUGAUUCAGAAGAUGCUGUAAGCUCUGAGUGUGCUGACACAGACUCUGAGGAGCAGGAAGACCAUGCCUGCUCCAAGAAACCCACCACUGACCUUCAAGUUGAUAAAAAGGAAAGAAAAAAGAUGGUCAAGGAAGCCCAGAGAGAGAAAAGAAAAAACAAAAUUCCUAAACAUGUGAAAAAAAGAAAAGAGAAGACAGCAAAGACGAAAAAGGGCAAAUAGAAUCAGAACUAUGUUAUGUACAGUAAUUUUGCACCAGUUACUUUUCAUGCCUGCAUGCUAAGCUGCAGCUGUAAGAUGAGUUAUAGAUUUUUUUUUUUUUUUUUUUGUGAGGAGAUCAGCCCUGUGCUAACAUCUGCCAAUCCUCCUAUUUUUGUUUUUUUGCUGAGGAAGACUGGCCCUGGGCUAACAUCUGUGCCCAUCUUCCUCCACUUUAUAUGGGAUGCCGCCACAGCAUGGCUUGCCAAGCUGUGCGUCGGUGUGCGCCCGGGAUCCAAACCGGCGAACCCCGGGCCGCUGCAGCGGAGCGUGCGCACUUAAUCGUUUGCGCCACCGGGCCGGCCCCUAGGGUUAUAGAUUUUAACCGAAUGGUUGUUACAGCAGCGUCUGUGAAGGCUGAUUCGAAUGUCUUUGUGUAAUUAUGUAAAAAGCUCUAAGCUCUGUUGUCUAGAUCCAGUCACUGGCUCUGUCUAGUGUUGACAGAGGAUUUAUUUAAGCUACUAUUUUAGUGAAGAACUUUGUACAGUUUUAUAGAUUUUUCUGUUACAAUAUGUUUUUUGAAGCAUCAUAAAUAUUUCGAGGUAAUGAACAUCCAUAAGCUUUAUGUAAGUGUAAAGGUACUUUGGACACAUUGUUUUUGCUUUGUUUGUACAUCCAAAGACCCAUCUGAAAUCAUUUGAUAGUAAGGCCAUGGUUUCUGUAGAAGGGCGUUUCACUUCUAAGAGAAUUCAGUUGGUUGUUGAUGUAAUCACUGCAGCUCUGUUCUGUCUGCAUUGGUGAUCAUUUGUAAUGCGCUUACUCUUCAUCUUUAAUAUUCUUUUUUGAGCUAGGACCUCCCAGUUCAUAAACUAUUUCACAUUCAACUAUUUAGCCUGUUCAUUCAUUCAUCAAAUAUUUGAGUAUUUCAGCUGCUGGGGACACAGCAGUAAACAAAACAGACAAAAAUUUCUAGCUUCAGGUAGUUUACUUUUUUUUUUUAUAGGAAGAUUAGCUCUGAGCUAACAUUGUCAAUCCUCCUCUUUUUGCUGAGGAAGAUUGGCCCUGAGCUAACACCUGUGCCCAUCUUCCUCUGCUUUAUAUGUAGGACGCUGCCACAGCAUGGCUUGACAAGCGGUGCGUAUGUCUGUGCCCGGGAUCCGAACCUGCGAACCCCAGGCUACCAAAGUGGAGCAUGCAAACUUAACCAAUACACCACUGGGCUGGCCCCCAGGUAGUUUACAUUUUAAAGGAAGACAAGAUAUUAAGAUAAGUAAAAAACAAUAUAUCAGCAGGUGAUAAAUUCUAUGGAGUGAAAUAAGGCAGAGAAGAAAGAAUGCCUGGGGAGGUGGCAGUUUAAAAAUAGGCCACACUGAGAGGCUAUAUUUGAGCAAAUACUUGAAGAAUGUGAGUCAUGUGCAUUUCAGAAGAGAAGAGCAUUCCAGGUACUGCAAACAGCAAGUGCAAAGGCCCUGGGGGCGGAAAUGUACCUGAAAUGUUCUAGAAACAAGAUGCUGGAGCAUCCUAACCAAGGAAGAAAGUAGUAGAUGAGAUCAGAUGGUGUUAGGCUUUUGGAGGGUUUUGAGCCGAGGAGUGGUAUGAUCUGACUUCUGUUUUGAAAGUUGCAUGAUCACCCUGGCCUCUGGAGAACUGACUAGGAAGCAAGGGUGAGAGACCAGUUGGGUAUUUCAUGUGGUAACCCACAUGAGAGAUGAUGAUGGCUUGGUUUAGGAUGGUAGCGGCAGACAUGGAGACAAGUGGUCGUCUUCUAGAGACAAUACAAAGGUAGAGUGAACCGGAUGUGCUAAGGGAAUACAUGAGGAGUUGAGAGAAAGGUUUACGGAUGCCUUCAGGAUUUAUGACCUAAGCGACUGCAAGUGACUGUUGGAGUUGCCACUUACUGCAUUGGGAAGGAAGGCGGGUGGAGCAUGUUGACGAGUAGUGGGGUGAGAUAAAAGCUUAUAUUGCAAUACAGCACACGUUGAAAUUACCAAUUUAGUUUUUUAUUUUUAUUGUUUUUACCAUGUACUUUACCUUAAAAAUGCCUAAUUUAGCCCUUUGCCUCAGAAACAGUUUGUAUAAAUAAACGGUUUCCCUUAAACUGAAGCUUGCA
This is a messenger RNA of Diceros bicornis minor, 3994 nucleotides long. RefSeq names its product RIO kinase 1 (gene RIOK1). The record is from RefSeq and is a predicted model, not a curated record. Gene Ontology annotation, molecular function: protein serine/threonine kinase activity; ATP binding. Gene Ontology annotation, cellular component: cytosol; preribosome, small subunit precursor. Gene Ontology annotation, biological process: maturation of SSU-rRNA. The coding region runs from base 199 to 1908 and encodes 569 amino acids. Lineage: Eukaryota; Metazoa; Chordata; Mammalia; Perissodactyla; Rhinocerotidae. The transcript is spliced from 17 exons.